GCCGAAUUACUUAAGAUCGAUAGUGCUGGACCGAAAAAAGCAGUUACUCAGAAAGCAGUGGAUGCAGGAACUGAAUGUAAAUUUGGGCGAGCUGAACAAGUGGUACCAGCUCUGUCUGAGACGGUUCAAGAGGGGCUUCAUGGCGUUGAAUGUUUGACAGAAGGUGACAGAAAAAAAUCACUUGAGCUGAAACGGGAUUACUUUGAAGGUCGUAAUGUUUUGCAAGCCGAUGAUGAACGUCCUGAAAAAGAGAAAGUUGUGAAGCUUGAAGGACGAGAACGCCAAAUAACAGAAGUUAAACAGAUUGCACUGACGUCAGCCAAGGAAGCAUUUGAGAUAUUUCCCGUAGCAGAUCCGGAAAAAAUUAGAGCUGAAACAUUUAUAGAAGCGUCUAAACGAGAACAAGAAGAUGUAAAGACAAGGGGAGAAGAAAGUAAUAAAAAAGCGGUAGCAGCGGACAGAGGAAAGCUUGAAAGUACAUCACCUGAAGAUGUUUCAUCCGUAUCAGAUAAAGGAACCCGUAAAAAAGAGGAUUUGUUAGAAAGUGGAAUUAGACCAGCAGAUGAAUGGAAAUCAGGAGAAUAUCUCGCUGAUCAGUGCUUUGUUUUGAAAACCAGGCAGGAAAGUCAGAUAGGAGAAAAAGUUAUGAUGAUACAACAAUUAAACGAUGGUACUAACUUAGCGGACCAAACAGCACUCGCAGUAAAUGAAGAACGCAUUGCAGGACAUAAAAGCAGCGAAGUGAAGGAAGUCAGACCUCUAGCGAGAGAGGGGGCAGCUGAGAAAAAAAAAUUUGAUCUUUCUCGGGAAGAAGGAUCUGAAAGUUCAUUAGCUCAGCCGGAAUCAUUGGCACCAGCUGAAUUUUAUAAGGCAGAAAAUGUACCGAAAAGUGAAGGCAAAUCACCUAAGCCUAAGCCAGUGAAUGCAGAACAAGAAUACUGCGAAGCAGAGAGCCUUCCAGAACGCAGAGAUGAGAUGCUUAUAGUUAUGGAACCUCGAGAGAAGUAUGAAACUACGUUGCCUGAACAAAUAACAUCGGUGCUGACUGAAGGUAUU
This is a messenger RNA of Gongylonema pulchrum, 1056 nucleotides long. Lineage: Eukaryota; Metazoa; Nematoda; Chromadorea; Rhabditida; Gongylonematidae. The record is from the annotation of a GenBank genome assembly.